Fusarium verticillioides 7600 is the source of this 1143-nucleotide messenger RNA. RefSeq lists its product as hypothetical. NCBI's taxonomy places the organism in Eukaryota, Fungi, Ascomycota, Sordariomycetes, Hypocreales, Nectriaceae. Bases 272 to 1090 code for a protein of 272 amino acids. The transcript has a single exon. The record is from RefSeq and is a predicted model, not a curated record.
AAUCCGCUCGACCUCAUUCACUUACAAUACAAUCUCACCAUAAACUCUAUCGCAACCGCCAAGACUUCAAUAUAAAGCUCACUUAUAGUCUCCUUCCUAUCCUGCACAAACCCAGCCUAGCCUCAACCUACCGACAAUUUGGCUUCCCUAUCCUACUUUACCCCUCGUCCAGCAUUACCAACCACGGCAGUUGAUACGACACACGCAAGCCUGUCACCUGUCAUUUCCCCCUUCGAUUCCAUCUCGCGACCCUGCAAAACUCAAUCUUGACAUGGCUCCCUUGUACAGAAAGACCCUCGUGCUCGGUGCCUCUUCCGGUAUUGGAGAGGCCCUUGCCGCCAAGCUCAUAGCCACAGGGACAAAGGUCAUUGUCGUCGGUAGACGGGGCGAUAAGCUUGACGAGUUUGUGGAGAAGCAUGGAGAGGAUAGUGCAAGGGCUGUUGUGUUUGACGUCACGGAUUUGAAUGGAAUCAAAAGCUUUGCUGAGUCUAUCAUACAGUCGGAUCCAGAUUUGGACUCUAUCGUUUUUAGUUCGGGGAUUCAGCGAGGAUUUAACUUUGCGAAUCCUGAAACUCUGGAUCUAUCUGUUCUUGGCGACGAACUUACCACCAAUUAUACAUCUGCCGUGCAUCUCACCGCAGCAUUCCUCCCUCACUUCAAGAGCCAACCCGGCGGCCAUCUAAUCUACAUCAGCGCAACACUCGGUCUAAUCCCCUCCAUGAUCCGAACACCAAACUACAAUGCAUCCAAAUCCGCGCUUCACACAUUCAUCCUAAACGUUCGAGAGCAACUAAAAGCUAGUGGAGUGUCUAAUAUCCGCAUGGUUGAAGUUUUUCCGCCGGCUGUUCAGACGGAGUUGCAUGAUGAGAAGCAUCAGCCUGAUUUGGUGAACGGGGGAGAAAUUGGAAUGCGUAUUGGUGAGUUUACGGAGAGGAUGUUUGAUGGGCUUGGUAGGGGGGAUGAGCAGUUUGCUGUUGGGCCGGGGGAGAGUUUGUUUAAAGAGGAUGGGUUUGAGACGCAGAGGAUGAAGCUUUAUGAUGCGGGACGGGAGUUCAUCAAUAAAUCCUUAGCUAAGUACCUGAAGAAGUAGGUACAUAGCAGUAUUCAAGAAUCAAGAAACAACAAGGCGGAUUUCAACUUAUG